This is a messenger RNA of Baudoinia panamericana UAMH 10762, 467 nucleotides long. RefSeq lists its product as uncharacterized. The record is from RefSeq and is a predicted model, not a curated record. The transcript has 2 exons. Bases 90 to 389 code for a protein of 99 amino acids. NCBI's taxonomy places the organism in Eukaryota, Fungi, Ascomycota, Dothideomycetes, Mycosphaerellales, Teratosphaeriaceae.
CCUCGUACAGUAUAGUGUGUAUACCGCAACGCAUCGUGACACCCAACGCCGCGCUUUCAACACACUUUCCAUGCAACGUCCGCAAAAGCAUGUUCCGACAAGCAAUGCAACCCGACCUCAGCUCAGUCAUAAAUCUCGUCCUCGUCAUCCGUACCACCUUGCGCCUGUGUCGCCAUGCCCUGCCCAGCCGUACCGCCUUGAUUUACAUGCCCGUGCGUGUGAUUGUGCGCAUGCGUAUGCACCGUCAACGGACCCAACAGCCCCAUCCCCACCAUCGGCGGCGGUGCACCGUUCACCGGAGGAAGGUUGAGGAUGCCGCCGGGUAUGCCGUGAGCGCCACCUUGAUUACCGCCGCCACCGUGACCGGGGUGGCGCGCCGACAGGCAUGACGAAUGGCGGCACUAAAUCAUCUUCUUCCAGGCUGCUGCCAGUGUUGUACUCUUUGAUAAAGCUACGGACAUAGUCAG